AUGCCAGCGAGCAUCGCCGAUGAAAAUCGAGAUCUCUCCACCGUCAAACCUACAGAAGGCCUUCUGUAUGGCCAGCCCGCCGCUCGGCCCGUGGCCGCCUGGUGGAGCCUUUGGCGGUCGCGCCCACAGGAGACACCUGGCCCUGUUUCUCGCCCGGGGCUUCAUCGCCGCUUCCCACAAGACCCCGCAGGGCCGAAGAUCGUUGGCUUAGUCCCUCCGCAUCGCCGCAGUCGCUUGCCUUCGCGAUGCUCGAAUUCAUCGACAAAUCUCCCCACGGGGGGGACAGGUCGAGAUGCGACGGCCGCAGAGGCAAGUAGAGAGACGACGCAUGGAGCCGAAAGACAAAGGAACGAAAGACACUUCCGUGUUCAGAGUUCCUCUGCCUCCGAGACGGCAUUCAGUGAAGCGCAAACCGGAAAGAGUGCGGAGAGACGUGUCUCCUUGUCUCCACAUCUCGCGGCAAUUUUGCCUCGGGACGAAGAAAAACAGGCAAGGAAACAGUCGUGGCUCAAAUAUGUGCCCCUCUGGCCGCCGUGGAAGGCACGCUACACCAAUCGCUCUCUGGAAGAGAAGCUGGUCUGCGUCCCCGUGUACGUCGUAGUGAAUCGCUUCGGCGCGCCUUUCCUCUCGCCGCCCUCUCCGGCUCUCCUCGCGGAACUGCAAAGGCAGAAGCGAGAAGGCAGAGAGUUCUCUCUGCCCCACCAAGUUGCUGUCGCUUUCCUCGACGGCGAAGACGCAACCGCCUACCUCCACGAACUGGUUCAGAGCAACCCUGGCGGCCCGCAGGUCGACGCGCGGCUCUACUGCCUUCCUCUCUCGACAAUUUGGGAGCAGCAGCGCCGUGUUCUGCUUGAUUCUCGCGGAACCUCUCAAAGCGAGGACGCGAGGGAGGAGAGCCGGUUCUCCCUACAGCGCCUUUUCUUCGACAGUGGAGAAGAAGAGGAAGAGAAGGCGAGAGAAAGAGAAGAAGCAGGCAAACAAGGCGCCCAGCCCCAGCUGCUCUGGCAAAUCGCGCCCUCGGCGAAACAGGUCCAGAACGCCCGGCGCCAUUCGCGUCUCAGCGGAUUCAGGGAGGAGGCGGAGAUCCCUCUCUUCUACGUAGAUGACCUCGUUGUGGAGAGAGACGGCGAUUCAGUUCUGCCUCUCUUCUUCUCUCUCGAAGAUCUUCAGAAGGCGUGGGACGACCAGCGAGAGAAGGAAGAAUUGGAGGAAAGAGAGAGGGAAAGACAGCAGAGGCCGCGCGUGGGACCCGGGGAAGACGACGUCAAACACAAAGAGGAGAGGGAAAGAGAGAAAAGGAGACAGCGACUGCGUCAAAAGCCUCCUGUCAAGGUCAUGAACCUUUUGAAGUUGCUUCUCGUCCAGGCAGUACAGCCCAACGGCGACAAGGUUGCAGCCGGCCGCUGGGGCUUCGUUCCCAGUUCGGCGUCUCUGGCGUUCCUUGAGAAAGAGAAGUCGCGCGGCGUCGCGCCUGCGCGCCUGCUUUUCAGCCCCGAUGACGCUGGGCAAGACUGA
Messenger RNA from Neospora caninum, 1515 nucleotides. RefSeq lists its product as hypothetical. Gene Ontology annotation, biological process: protein transport. The transcript is spliced from 6 exons. The record is from RefSeq and is a predicted model, not a curated record. The coding region runs from base 1 to 1515 and encodes 504 amino acids. Lineage: Eukaryota; Apicomplexa; Conoidasida; Eucoccidiorida; Sarcocystidae.